CGUACCUGAGUUUCGGUGAGGAGAGGGGACGGGCUGAGCCGGAGUGAACAACAACAGCGCUUCGGAGUCCUCCGAGAUUCAUUUGUUGUUAUUCGCGCCCGCCUUCGUCCGUGUUAAUAUCAGUGAGGGUUUUUCUUAUUUUAAGGGAAUCUGCAGCCGAUUUACAGAGGAAACGCGGUUUUAUCUCCGGCUGCUGGUUAGCAGGCCGACGAGGACAGACUUCGCCAACUUCCUGGUUUGCCACAGCCAGGAUGUCGGUCACCCCUCGACGUGUCCGUCUGAAGCCCUGGCUGGUCGCUCAGGUGGACUGCGGGCGAUACCCAGGUCUGGUGUGGAUUGACCGUGAGGCCAUGCGCUUCAGGAUCCCAUGGAAACACGCCACACGGCACACACCCCAGCACGAGGACGAGGACACCAUAUUUAAGGCGUGGGCUGUGGAGACCGGGAAAUUUCAAGAGGGAAUUGAUGAACCUGAUCCUGCAAAGUGGAAAGCUCAGCUUCGAUGUGCCCUGAACAAAAGCAGAGAAUUCAACCUGGUCUUCGAUGGCACCAAAGAGAUUCCCAUGAAUCCUUUGAAGAUAUAUGAUGUCUGCGACAUCCCACCGCCUCCCAUUAACCAAGCCUCCUCAGACGCUGGUUCUUGGACUCCACAUGAGGACGACGGUGGUGAGGAAGAUAUGCCAGAUACCCCAGAGUCUCUCCCUCCAUACCCAUCUAAUGGCACCAGUCCCUCUCCUCUUAUUAUGUGGUCUCCUAGCUCAGAUUCGCAGCCUUCCAGUUGUCCCCCUUCAAAUGAGGUCUGGCCCAAAGAGGAGUCAGUUAAAAUCUGGCCUAAAGAGGAGCCUGUGGAUGUGGAAAUGACACCAACUCCCCUGUUGCCUCCUGCUCCCUUGCCGGAUCACUCGAUGCAGCCCCCUCCUCUACCCGAUGCCUUUUUUGCCUCUCCAGAAAUGUGGAUCAGUUCCCUGCCGAUGACAGACCUGGAGGUGCAGUUCCACUACAGAGGGAAGGAGAUCUGUCCCACAGCGAACGUCAGUAACCCGCAGGGCUGCAGGCUGUUCUACGGAGACCUCGGCCCCAUGGUCAAUCAGGAGGAGCUGUUCGGGCCGGUGAACCUGGAGCAGCUACGCUUUCCGACCACAGAGCACAUUACCAAUGACAAGCAACGGGUUUUCACUAACCGCCUGCUGGAUGUGAUGGACAGAGGCCUGAUCCUGGAGGUCAGCGGUCACGAUAUCUACGCAGUGCGUCUCUGCCAGUGCAAGGUGUACUGGUCCGGUCCCUGUGCUCCAAACCCAGCUGCUCCAAAUCUUAUAGAGCGCCAGAGGAAGAUCAAACUCUUCUGCCUGGAGUCUUUUCUCGGUGGAGUGAUAGCACACCAGCGUGGCCAGACACCAAUCCCUCCUCAGUUUGAAAUCAACCUGUGUUUUGGAGAGGAGUGGCCCGAUGGGAGACCCAUAGAGAGGAAACUUAUCAUGGUUCAGAUCAUUCCAGUGGUGGCCCGCAUGAUAAGCGAGAUGUUUUCUGGAGACAACACACGGUCCUUCGACAGCGGCAGCGUUCGCCUGCAGAUCUCAAUCCCAGAUAUCAAAGACAACAUAGUGACCCAUCUAAAGCAGCUGUACUGCCUGCUACAGAACCACCAGGGCCAGGACGGCUGGACGUUGCCCACCGGCCCAGGCUUGAACAUCGUCCAGGCUCUGCAGGCACAGUGAAGCAGCGCACACUGUGAACUAACAUACAUCACUGUAUGUGUCACACUGCUACUGGGAGUUACCGACCGUUGGCAAAGAAUUACUGAUGCGUAAUCAUAUUUAGAAGUGUGCACACUAUACUGUAGGAUUCUUGUGCUUUUCUCCAGUAAUGUUUUGUGACUAGGCUUUUUUUUUGUAUAUAAAGUAGUGCCCUCAAUCCUGCAUCACUCUGCAUUAUGUGUGCAGGUACCAAAGACAGAUAUGGCGACUGCAUGGGUCAAAGUCCUGCUUGCUGCAAUGGAACAUUUAACAUAGUUAAUGAGUUACAGGAAUCGCCCUGUGCCAUAUUUAUCCAAAACUGGUCAGUGAUUACCAAUCGAGAAACUGCGCAGAAUACCGUUUUUAUCUUUUGACCUCAUAUAUAAUGUUUCGAAGCAACACAACUCGCAUGGGAUUUUUAUAUGUUGGAUAGAAUUUAGCCAAAUAUGAAAUAAAGUACGGCUUGCUUUUAUCUAUUCAUUUAUGACUUAACGGCACAUCUUUACUCAGUUUGCAAUCAGUUUUCUGGUCACCUGCUCAGCAGUGUUGUCUUCAGUUGAUUUAUUUUUCUAUCUAUAUUGUAGGUUACUUUUGUAUUCACAUCUUUGAUUUUUAGGUCAUUUAUUGUAUCCAGGAAGUCGCUGAACAUUCAGCUAUUUGAAUCUAUUUUAAUAUGGAUGCCACUACACCUUGAGGUGCUGAAUUAUGUUUUACAUCUAGUAGAAUUCAACCUGUGAUUGUAUGUUUAUUUUAUCAAUAAAAAAAGCACAAAUAACAUGGGAGUUUAUGAAUGACUGUUAUCAU
Molecule: messenger RNA, 2537 nt
Organism: Anarrhichthys ocellatus (wolf-eel)
Lineage: Eukaryota; Metazoa; Chordata; Actinopteri; Perciformes; Anarhichadidae
Gene: irf6
Product: interferon regulatory factor 6
Exons: 8
Coding region: 252-1715 (487 amino acids)
Biological process (GO): regulation of transcription by RNA polymerase II; immune system process
Cellular component (GO): nucleus
Molecular function (GO): DNA-binding transcription factor activity, RNA polymerase II-specific; RNA polymerase II cis-regulatory region sequence-specific DNA binding; protein binding
Source: RefSeq, a predicted model, not a curated record